Tarenaya hassleriana is the source of this 842-nucleotide messenger RNA. RefSeq names its product calcium-transporting ATPase 2, plasma membrane-type. Lineage: Eukaryota; Viridiplantae; Streptophyta; Magnoliopsida; Brassicales; Cleomaceae. Gene Ontology annotation, cellular component: intracellular membrane-bounded organelle. Gene Ontology annotation, molecular function: P-type calcium transporter activity. The record is from RefSeq and is a predicted model, not a curated record.
AUGAGGUCAAGAGUUCAGACCAAAUUGUCUGAAUUUGGACUUUCAGUUUAGAUCAACAACCAGAAAUUUAACCAGCUCACGGUCAAUGUUGUAGCGCUGAUUGUUAACGUCUAUUGGGCUUGCUUGACCGGGAGUGCUCCUCUAACGGCAGUUCAACUGCUGUGGGUGAACAUGAUCAUGGACACACUUGGAGCUCUUGCUCUUGCCACUGAGCCACCGAAUGAAGAUCUGUUGUAACGCUUCCCUGUUGGAAGGAGAGCCAAUUCCAUCACCAACGUGAUGUGGAGGAACAUCUUGGGACAGGCUCUGUUUCAGUUCAUCGUCAUCUGGAUUCUCCAGGCCAAAGGAAAAUCCAUGUUUGGUCCGGACGGUGUAGAUUUCAUUCUGAUAUUGAACACCCUUAUCUUCAACUGUUUCGUCUUCUUAUGUCAGGUUUUCAAUGAGAUAAGCUCGCGGGAGAUGGGAGAGAUCGACGUUUUCAAGGGAAUAUUGGACAACUCCGUGUUUGUGGCUGUUCUCGGCUGCACUGUCUUCUUCCAGAUCAUAAUCAUCGAGUUCUUGGGAACAUUUGCCAGCACCACUCCCCUCACUAUAUGCCAGUGGCUCUUCUGUACAUUCAUCGGCUUCUUGGGCAUGCCUACCGCCGCUGGUCUCAAAAGGAUACCCGUUUGAUUCAUUCGGGGGAUGAUGAAAGUGUCUGAAGAUGGGUCUGGAUAAAAGAAUCCAAUCCACCAUUCAUGAGAUUUAUACUCUGGGUUUUAACACGGAUCAUAUAGGUGUUGUUAUCAUAUGAUGAUAUUUUUUUUUGGUAGUGAAAUGAGAUUCAUUUUCUGGUUUCGUUA